Solanum verrucosum is the source of this 1317-nucleotide messenger RNA. Its product is annotated as protein ELC-like. The transcript has a single exon. Gene Ontology annotation, molecular function: ubiquitin binding. Gene Ontology annotation, cellular component: ESCRT I complex. Gene Ontology annotation, biological process: protein transport; protein modification process; endosome to lysosome transport. The coding region runs from base 55 to 1263 and encodes 402 amino acids. NCBI's taxonomy places the organism in Eukaryota, Viridiplantae, Streptophyta, Magnoliopsida, Solanales, Solanaceae. The record is from RefSeq and is a predicted model, not a curated record.
CUUUCCGAUCGCCGGAGUUUACCAAAUCCGACGCCGUUUUCUCCUCCGAUCACAAUGGCACCACCACCUCCGGAGGCGGCGGUUCACUCUCCUUCAUCUCCCCAAUACACUCAACAAUUCUUAAGCAACGUUCUCUCCCAACGAGGUCCUUCUUCUCUCCCUUACUCCGAAGACGUCAAAUGGCUGAUCCGUCAACACCUCGUUUCGUUAAUCGACAUGUGUCCUUCUCUUCAACCCAGAACCGCUACUUUCACUUACAACGACGGCAGGACUGUGAAUCUCCUUCAGGCGAACGGCACCGUUCCGAUGGUCUAUCUAGAUGCAACCUACAAUAUUCCGGUCAUUAUUUGGUUACUGGAAUCUUACCCUCGUCAAUCACCGUUGGUAUUCGUGAACCCCACGCGUCAUAUGGUCGUCAAAGACUCGCAUCCAUUUGUGAACUCUUCUGGUAUUGUUUCGAUCCCUUAUUUGACAAAUUGGGUAUACCCAAGUUCGAAUCUUGUUGAAUUAGUUCGUAAUUUGAGUAAUUUUUUUAGCCGUGAUCCCCCUUUGUACACCAAACGGAACCCGAACCCGAAUCCGCAUCCUCCUCCGGGUACUAGUUUUUCGAAUAGUGGGUCGACUCGACCCGCGAUACCACCUCGGGUGUAUCCACCAUCACCUUAUGGGAGUGGGAGUGGUGGGGUAGUGGGGAGGAAAAUGGAUGAUCGGUCGGAGGUGGAUAAGAAGAAUGCAAUAGAUGAGCUUAUGGUGAAACUGCAUAGUGAUAUUGAAGGGUUGGGGAAGGCGAGGGAGGCGGAUAUGGAAGGGUUGUUUAAUGCACAAGGAGUGUUGAGGCGUCGAGAGGAGGAGUUGAGGAAAGGGGUUAAGGAAAUGCUGGAUGAAAAGGAGGGAUUAGAGCAGCAAUUACAGAUGGUUUUGAUGAAUACUGAUGUGUUGGAAGGGUGGGUUAGAGAUAACGAAACGAAAGUGAAGAAAAUAGGGAAUGUGGAUGUGGACGAGGCGUUUGAGCUUUGUGAUAGACUUUCAAAACAGAUGUCGGAUUGUAAUGCCUCGGAUUUGGCUAUGGAGGAUGUGAUUUAUUCGAUGGAUAAAGCUAUACAGGAUGGGGCAAUUCCUUUUGAUCAGUACUUGAGGAAUGUAAGGUUGUUGUCGCGUGAACAAUUCAUUCAUCGUGCCACGGCUUCAAAGGUUAAGGCUGCUCAGAUGCAGGCUCAAGUUUCUCAUAUGGCUUCUAGGCUGUCUCAAUAUGCUUUGUCAUAGAUGUUGAAUUUUACUUGGAUUAUGUGUGCACUAUGGACAGAAGAGGUUAGUUUU